UAGAACCCUACAUUGGAUGUCUCAUAGCUAUGUCCCAAUAAAGAAUAACCGAGCGGCGGAGUCAUUUUUUGCGCGUUUGAAUUUUUAAUACAACACCAGCAGUCGCGGCCGCGAGUUGAUAUGAUACGGUGCGCAGUGCGAGCGUGAAGAGUUGUUGCCACCGCGCGAACACACCACCACGGAACAACUUGAACGUCAGUCGUGUUCGGACUUGGAAUAAAUUAGCAGCGUCGAGCGGCGAGAAAAAAAAAAACAACUUCGCGGAAGCGCGCGUCUUGCACCUUCGCCACUCGGCACCGGACACCGGUUGAACUUCGCCGGCGCCUUCACCGCCAAGACACACGCGACACGUUUUUGGACACGCUUUGCACACGCCGCCACCCCCGCGCGCCGCGGAUAAAAUGCGUGUGACCAUCGUACAGUGCGACGCCACGCGCUAAGGACUAUCACAAGUUCGCGUGCGAAGAAUGAUGGAUUUAUUUAUUUACAACGAGCACAAGAAUUAUUUUCGUUUCACGUCGAAUUCCAAACUCUAAGGUGAAUAAUCAUCAACGAUGGUAGAUACACAACACUUUUGUCUACGCUGGAACAACUACCAAAGCAGCAUAACGUCCGCGUUCGAAAACCUGCGCGACGAUGAAGACUUCGUCGACGUGACGUUGGCGUGCGAUGGCAAAAGCUUGAAAGCUCAUAGAGUCGUUCUAUCAGCAUGUAGUCCAUAUUUUCGUGAAUUACUUAAGUCAACCCCAUGUAAGCACCCUGUGAUAGUCCUUCAGGACGUAGCCUGGACUGAUCUGCACGCGCUUGUCGAAUUCAUCUAUCAUGGCGAGGUCAACGUGCACCAGCGAUCGCUGUCGUCGUUUCUCAAAACUGCUGAGGUGCUGCGGGUCAGCGGCCUCACACAGAAGCACGUCGACGAUAGAGAUCAGUUAGCGCAAGUACAAAGCCUCGUGCGUGCCCAACAACAAGCACCGACGUCAAACCAUCAUCCGGCGUUCCCCGAUCGCCUGAUGGAGGAGGCCAUGUUCCCGCUUCCAACAUCACCGCCCCACGGUGCCACCGUCAACCAACUGCUGCGGCGUGCCGCCAUGCAACAUCGCCGCGACCGUCGCAUCAGUCAGGACCCCGACGCCGACCAUAAGCGGUCACGCAGCGAGCACCUCAACAACAAUAACAACGAGCUGAAUCUAUCGCAUCAUGCGCCGCCGCAGACACAGCCCACGGAUUUCUCGCCCACAGCGAUGAAGCACAACAAUAUUAAUUCGUCGCUGAUGAAUUCGAUCAAGAAUGAUAUCGAGGGUAACGGUAUCAGCUCGACGGAACAUGGCUCCAGUCCGUCAUCACCGUCACCUACAAGCAACUCGCGUGAUGAAGUCAAAUCAGAGCCGAUGGAGAUGUUGUGUACAACCAACCAGGACGAUCACAGCAAUGACUCCAACGAUGUCAACAACGACAACGGCUCGAAUUUGCCGCAGGGGCCGCACUCUGGCAGCAGCGGCGGCGAUCAUGACGACCACGACUCCCCCAUCGGCAAUUACCUCACGCCCACGGAGAGCAAGCUGUUCGCAACCGCCGCCGGCAGCUACAACUUCAGCAUGGCGGCGCUCGCCGACCCAACUGGUCUUGGAGGUCUGAAUCAAACGUUGCAAAACUCUGACAGUUUAGCGGGAACGUCUCAAGGCGCGACGCCGAUCCGCAUGCCGCCGCCGACGUCCGGCGGCAUCAACGAGCCGCAGGAGUGCCCGUACUGCCGGCGCACCUUCUCCUGCUACUACUCGCUGAAGCGGCACUUUCAGGACAAGCACGAGCAGUCCGACACGCUAUACGUGUGCGAGUUCUGCCACCGCCGCUAUCGCACCAAGAACUCACUGACGACGCACAAGAGCCUCCAGCAUCGCGGCACCAGCGGCAUGCUGAAGCGCCUGCUCAAGACCACUGCCAUCAAGAGCGUGCUCGGCCCGCCACCGCCGCUGCCGCCGCGCCUGCAGUGACCGCAAGUACAAAUCACGCACUUCUACUGAACGACGACCAGCAGCAGCAGCAGCAGCCGCCGUCACCACCAUCAUCUCCGGCGUAAGCGACAUCCCCUCAUAACUAUUCCUUUGUUGCAUUCGCAUUCAGACACGUUUACAAACCAAGACGCAAGACUAUAACAAGCAACAAAUGAAUACAAACAAUGCCUCACUCAGAUAAGUACUAUUUUAAUUAAAUCACGAGUGCGGAUGCGGGGCGCGUGUGCAAGGUGGCGCCGGCACGGCUUUCCGCCACCAGGGGACGCGUCCAGCGCCGCACUCGCUCGAACAAACGAUAGGGUCGACGCAACUACCUCAUAUCAAUAUAUAAAACUAAAUGAAACAAAUGAACUGUUUAUACAUAAAUUAUUACUAUGAUUAUUGCAUAAAUAUAAGCAGAGAUGCGUUUAUAAGUUGAUACAGAACUGUUAAAGACAAACCUAAACGAGAUACCGAACACAUGCAAACACAAAUACGUGAAAUAUAAGUACAAAUUAUUUAUAUAGAUGUCAGUACAGUACAUACGCAGCAGGGAUGUCGAACUUAAAUAAAUUUUAAAGCUUUUAUCGCGAAAGAAGGAAAUAUUUACAGGUGAUUCAGUUUCUUGACCGCGGAAACAAACAUAUCUCUCAUAUCACAAACGAUUGAAAUCUAAUUUCACUAAAACAUAAUCAGCGGCUAGGCGUGAAGGCAAAAUGAAAACCCAAACUAAUUCAGGAUGUGUUUCUCUUGCAACUAAACACGAAAUCGUGAUUCUGUGAUUUUGUUCGUUCAUUUCUGACUCUCCGAGUAAGCGAAGAAUGCGGAUAUGAAAAAUGUCAAUUACGCUAUCAAAUCGAUUUUCACCCCCUUCACAGCGCAAGGAAUAUCGAAAUUUCACGAUUUUAUAGUUAAUCAUGUCGCAUUUCGAGCGGAGAGCGGAUGAAAUUUAAAGAAAAUGAUGACAGAAAAGGAAAAAAAUAAGUAAAAUGAUAAUGUAUCUAUCUGUUGGUGUACUUCCUCCCAUCAUCGAUUUCGAUUUAAUUAAAUCUGUGUUAAUUAGCUUUGCGCCAGACGUAGAUAGGAAAUAAUUCGAAUUCAAAUUGACGUACACAAGACAAGAUGGGGUCACAGGGAAACGGGUCCUCACUCCCCCGAGGAUGAUGAGACGUUGUGAAUUUAAUGAAAUUAAAUUUAAGACUAGUUGAACGCUCAAAACUGAUUUGUUGGUUUACCACGCGUAUUUUUUCUUCAUUUUCUUCACAAGCGGGACUUGAAAAGUCUUCCUCUUCCGAGAGUUUCGAACAUUUUUUCCCCUAAAAUAUCUAAAUUGAUGAAAACAAUUGAAACGAGCGCUCAUAUCUUUCCAGGGUUCUAUAUAAUUGUACAUAAAUAUGAAAAAAAAAACUAUUAUAUACAUAUUACCUAUAUAAAAUAUUAAUUAUAAUUAUUACGGAUUAAAUUGAUAAACUUUAUGAUAACUCGUGGGACAAACACAAGAAAGUGGAGGACGCCGUAGUGGAGGCGCCGGUCAAAUGGAUUAAUACUUAAGGAAUAUGAUGUGCCAAUUAAUUAACGAUUAACGUAAUUGAUUAAACAUUAAUUAGUGACUAGGUUUAUUAAUUUUUUAAGUGUUAUGGAUAAGUGUUGGCACUAAUUGACACACGAAAGUUGAGGAAAAUAACUUGAGGUCAAAGACGUAAACGAAUGACGCCCACAAGAGAAACAGUAGAUUCUUAUAUUGUUUUCGGUUCGGUUCUCGAGCUCACGGACGGGUUGAAGCUUUCGGCAGCGUUUUAUAUAAAUCAGAACAGCGUGCGUGGACAGAGGAAUAUCUUACGAGCAGCGCGGGGGAUAACGACGAAGAAGGCCUAAAAAUAUAUUUUUGCAAACAUGUUUAACACGCGAAAAGACUGGGCGUGUGCCGAAAGCUCGCCGCAAAAUUAUCAUUAACUUUAAAUUUACGACGGUAGUAGGAUCGAAGAUGACGACGUGGAAAUUCAUAUUUUUUGACUGUACUUUAGUGCUGUGAACUUAAUGAAACACAUCAACGGACAAAUUCAGAGCAGUGUGCAGAGAAGUUUAGGUGACUUUCGUCUGAUUAGGUUAGCGUUAACGUUUAAGUCCAUUAAUUGGAGGCGGUGUUUCAGUUUUCGUGUGAUAACGGUCGAACCAAACGUAUGCCAAAGAGACAAAGCUGAGUUGCACCUCGAAAUCAACAAUAACGAGAGGAAAAACACAUUCUGUGCCAUUCGGGACGCAAAUAUACACAAUAGAUCAAUUUGUAAACGAAUUUUUUUAGGACGAUGGUCACACUCAACUUUUGUCUCGUGCGUAAACAAGAUUUUACGUUGACUCUUUCGCGUAGGUGUAGUUCUAGCUGAUAAGAUGCCCGGAGGGACGCCCAUUAUUUGAGGAAACAGCUGUGGGAAUUGUUCGGCGUGUCGAAAAUUGCGUUUUUUAAUUGUUAUUGUUAGUGUUUUAUUUCGGGGCGCAGAUGCUGCGCGAGUCCAAAUCGCGGGGGUCUCGACGGGCGCGUAGGUGUUAAGCGACUUUGUUGAUUUGUCCUUUUGAAUGAAUAUCAUGGCCAAACUAAAUUAAGUAUAGAUAGGACGACGGACGGGACGAGCCACGCUCACUUUGGAAGAGAAAGGACGAUGUAAAAAUAAAGUAAACACGUACGAUCGAGACAUUGGGGAACCACUUUUAACAUAAUUACUUAAUUAACGUAAAUUGAUUAAUUAAUAAAUAUAUGAGAUAAAAGAGAACUCUUCAGUAUUAAAAUUUGUACCUAAAGGUAGCGGUUUAGAUAUUUUAUAAAAAUCAUUAGACGUGACACAAGCGAGAAACAAAAAAAAAACAUUGAAGGAAACUUUCAGGCAAGCCUCCAGUUUAGGCACACAAUGAGAAAUAUAUUCGAAAAUUUAUCUUUCUAUAAUAAAAAUUAAAAACCAUUGGUCUAUAUAUUAUUAAUUAAUUGAAUUAUUAUUGUAAAUUGAAUAAAUAAUGUAAAAGAGAAAUUAAAUUUUAACAAAGAAUUAACCUAGUUAAGGAACAAAACGAGGUGCGGGAAUUUAAGCGGACAGAUAUGAGAAAAGGAGAAGAAAAACGAAUACAUGGAGGAAAAAAAGCGUAGAUUUUAUUACUGACGAAAAUGAUCAGAUUUCUAGGACCAUUACUAAGUGGGCAAUUUGUAAAAAGGUGAACGGAGGGUGUGAGGUUCAACAUUGGCGUGAAUUUAAGUAGAAUAGUGUCCGUAUUGUCUCUUUACUGUGUAUUUUAGACGCUGAUGCCGGGGGCGGAAACGCUGCCGGCGCGUGAGGCUAGUUAAAUAUUCUGAUUGCUCCCGUGUGUUGUCAUAUUCGAAGCUAACCUUCACAGCAAACAUGAACAAUGAACAAAAAAUGCGCGACGAACCGCACCGCGCCUACAACAAAUCAAGAGAAUCAAACAAAAAACGAAAUUUGAAAAAAUUUUAAAAUCGCCCCCCUUCUUACGUACACAUAUAAAUAUGCAACAAGAUGCCUUGAUACAGUACAACACGAAAUAACCAAUUUUUACAAAAUACUAUAACUACAUAAGGAAAUAAACUAAUUGAAUAAGAAAUAUUGAAAGAAAUCAACAAAUGGAUGAACGUAAAACAAAAUAAUAUACCUCAAUACUCAGCCAAUCUUCAGAUGUACUUAUAUUAUAACGUAAUAUAGUAGUAAUUAAGCAAAACAAACGGAAGUGGAAGCAGAGGAAAUUGGCGCCAUCUUUGAAUUCGAUGUUUUCGUUACAAUGUGUCGAGUCGAUUCGCUCGCGCCAACGCGAGAAACAAAUCAGGGAAAUAUAUUAGACUUAAUAGAUAUAUAAAUAUAUCUUUAUAAACUAGUUGCCACACCAGGUGAAAACUGCCAUUGCGCGCAUGCAUCUACUCAUCCAAUCAAGGUGCAAGAUAUCAUAAUCUUACAUAUCAUCCUCCAGCCGAACACUGAGUAACGCAUAUGUACAUAGAAUAAUAGCCAGCCGAGGGGCGACGAAUCGAGCCGACACUUGUUUCUAUGAAGUAAUUCACACAUUCAGCUUUGAGGAGCGCGUGCACGUCCGAUGCGGAAGAUAGCGCGCAUUUGACAGGUUACGACGGAAGUACACCCGCCUCUUCCGGUGAUGGACGCGCGCGCCCUCUCUGGCUGGAUACACGCGCAACGCGGUACUAAUUGUUCUGAAUUACAAGUUUUAAGUUACAUACGACCAUUGUAAAACGGUUAAGAUACAUAUACGAUGAUUAGUGCUACUAAUGACUAUGUUAACGGUUUAAGUUAUGUUAUUUUUGCCUAGAUUUACGUACGAAUUAUUGAUUACAAUUUUAUAACGCUACGUAUGUAUUUUUACUUACUUCCUAAGUUAGUUGCUACUGCUGUUUUAUUAAUCAUUGUGUAUUCAGGAUUCAGGAUUAUUAUUAUUGAGACGCUCGACUGUUGAGUUUUACAUUUUUACGAUGUUUUACAGUUUUUCGCAGACGUAUUUUUAUAAACUUUUAACAACAUCUAUUGUAAUUGAUUAAUUUUAUUAUUAUUGUACAUAGAUACUUUUUACUAAUUGAUUGAUUGAUUGACUAAAUGAUUGAUGUAUUGAUUAAUAUUAAUUACUGAAUAAUGACCUAAACAUGUUUAUUUUAUUUUCGA
Molecule: messenger RNA, 6658 nt
Organism: Dalotia coriaria
Lineage: Eukaryota; Metazoa; Arthropoda; Insecta; Coleoptera; Staphylinidae
Gene: br
Product: broad-complex core protein
Exons: 7
Coding region: 555-1991 (478 amino acids)
Biological process (GO): regulation of transcription by RNA polymerase II
Cellular component (GO): nucleus
Molecular function (GO): protein binding
Source: RefSeq, a predicted model, not a curated record